This is a messenger RNA of Arabidopsis arenosa, 780 nucleotides long. The record is from the annotation of a GenBank genome assembly. Lineage: Eukaryota; Viridiplantae; Streptophyta; Magnoliopsida; Brassicales; Brassicaceae.
AAAAACUCCAUCAGAACUUACAAAACCUUUUUUUUUUCUUUUUUUUUUAAUCUCUUGACCUACAUUUUCCUUCAUCAAGUAAUAAAAAAACCCUAACUUUUUGCCCAAGUCAACUUCAAAAUGCAGCCGCAAACAGACGUUUUCAGCCUCCAUAACUACCUAAACUCCUCGAUUUCCUCUCCAUAUCCUUCUAAUUUCCCGAUAUCUACGCCAUUUCCAACCAACGGUCAAAACCCGUACCCGCUCUACGGAUUCCAAAGCCCUACAUAUAAUCCACAAUCCAUGAGCCUAAGCAGCAACAACUCAACAUCAGACGAAGCAGAAGAGCAGCAGAUGGACAACAAUAUAAUCAACGAGCGGAAGCAGAGAAGGAUGAUUUCAAACAGAGAAUCCGCAAGGAGAUCGCGUAUGAGGAAGCAAAGACACCUUGACGAGCUUUGGUCACAAGUUAUGUGGUUAAGGAUCGAGAAUCAUCAGUUGCUAGAUAAGCUUAACAAUCUCUCUGAGUCUCACGAAAAAGUUCUUCAAGAGAAUGCUCAGCUUAAAGAAGAAACAUCUGAGCUUAAGCAAGUGAUCAGUAAUAUGCAAAUCCAAAGCCCUUUCUCUUGCUUCAGGGACGAUAUAUUACCCAUUGAAUAGAGCAUUUUUACCCGAUUCGUUUAUGGAAUUUUUGAGUCGGUCUAGUAUGUAUCUUUUGUAUGUCUAGAGAUGUUUCAGGGUUUUGAUUAUACGGCCCUUUACGACGACGUUUUUAGAUUGAAGUAAAUUUCUAAACUAAAG